GCGCGCGUGUGUUUUUGUGGUUGGUUCACUCGCUCGUCCACGGCGCAGGAUUUCCAUCGCUUCUGCGGAACAACCAGCCUCUGCUGUCCCAUAAAGAUGGAGCUGUCCGCGGCAGGGGACCGUGUGUUUGCCGCUGAGGCCAUCCUGAAACGCCGCGUCCGUAAGGGACGGAUGGAAUACCUAGUGAAAUGGAAAGGAUGGGCAAUAAAGUACAGCACAUGGGAACCUGAGGAGAACAUCCUGGAUGAGCGACUCGUUGCGGCAUUUGAACAAAAAGAGCGAGAGCAAGAAAUGUACGGACCCAAAAAGAGAGGCCCAAAACCCAAAACACUGCUUCUAAAGUCAAGAGCACAAGCUGAGUCCCCACGAGUACCAGAGUUCAAGCAUAGUCGUCCUCAACCUCAUUCCAAACCGCCUCCACCUCCUCCGCCACCUCCUGAUGCACCAGCCUACACUCCGACUGCCCCUUCCAAUGCUAAGCUGCAGUCAGGCACUGCUCAGCCCAAACUGAAAAAAGACAUUCACCGCUGCCAUCGCAUGGCACGUCGCCCCUUGCCUCGCCCGGACCAGACAGUUGGUCCCUCCGGCCCUUUUUCAUCCCGCCCAACAGUCAGUGCAUUUUCAGAAACAGUCCGCAUUCUCAAUCGGAAAGUCAAACCGAGAGAAGUGAAGAAAGGACGUGUCAUUCUGAACCUCAAAGUGCUUGACAAAGCUGAAAACUCUGCAGUUGCUAAUAAUAAAAGGACACAUGUGCCCUCAACGCAACAGUCCCAUUUCGGACGACAGAAGAUUCCAUCCCGCAACAGGGUGAUUGGGAAAAACAGGCGGUUUGGUGAAGUAUCCUACCGAGGAAUCCAGCCUCCCAUCCGGGGUUCUGGAUUUCCAGUUUUCGGGAAACUCUUUGAUUCUCACUCUUUGAAAAAUGCAGAGAGUGGAGAGAGUUGUAACAGCAAGACUAACCAUCUCUCUUCCACCCAAAGUUCAAAACUCCUAGAUGUGUCCAAAGGUCAGAAUCGCAAUGAAGAGCCACCUCCAUCAAAUUCAAGCUCUGAAGUUUCGGAUGUUGAACCACCUUCCCCAAGGCAAACCCAAUCACAGCAUUCCUCAUUGCAACCCAAGGCCUCUUCAACCAAGUCCUCUGCAACCAAGCCCCCUGAUCCUACCCUUCACAAACUUGGCACUCAACCUGUAGCAUCCAAAAACAAGGACUCUGCUCCUUCAGCUCUUCCAUCGUCUCCUAUGUUUUCCUCAUCAUCCUCUGCAUCGACAUCCUCUGAAGACAACGAACACAUCCUAGACCUUUCCGUACCUCAUGAAAUGGACAGACGAUUGCGCCGACGCCAUCCCUUCUCUGGCCGUCAUCCGCUCAAGGUCCCCGAGGUGCCCGUGUCAGAGGAGCCAUCAGAAGAAGAGGAUUUAGACUGGCGUCCUGACAUGACAUCCCAGUGUGCCAAUGUGGUUGUCACAGACAUCACAGCUAACCUCCUCACCGUCACCAUCAAAGAGUUCUGCCAUCCGCCUUCUGCUUCUUCUCCUCCGUGCUACCCCAAAAAUAUAUCAACUCAAAAUGACACACAGCAGCCAAAACACAACCCCAACAAAACAGAUCAAGAUUAUUCCGUUAUAUUUUGUUUCUUAUCAUUACUGAUUUUUUUAACCGCCACCCUGAAGUUCAUCGUUGUCAUUUUGGCCGCCGGGAUGGUGGCGUUUAUCGGAGCAGUCAUCUGCAUCAUCGCCGCGGUCCACAGCGGAUCCCCAGCGGCAUCCGUUGCCGCCGCGCAGCCCCUGGCCGACAAUCAGUCCCUUUCACCGGACGCAGCGGGGAAAGCGUUUUCCCCCGGGUCCGUCGCCCGGGCAGGACCGCUGGAUGCUCUUCACGGUACUGAUGCGACAAGCAGGGAACGAGGAGGACCGGAGGCGCCAACAUUCUACGGUCUAACGGGACUAGGGACCGGAGGCAGCGAGCAGCAGGUCACCUACAGCAGACUCAUCUGCACCCCUGUCCCCGCCGGUGAGUGCAACCCGAAAAACUUUCAGCAACAAGCUGACGACCAGUCGUUAUACGCUGGAGAGGACUGGGGAUACCUCCGCACCACCGCCGAGGAGCUCCGUCAGACCGUCCUGCAGCAGAAGGAUGAGAUCCUCACAGACCAGAGGACCAUCCGGGAACUAACAGGAAAGCUGUCGGAAUGCGAAAGUGGCAUGAAGGGACGGAAGGUCCCGGAACGGAGCGCAGGGGUUGUUGGGGAAGCGCGCAAAGAGAAUAAGGAGCAACUCAUGAUGCGGGACGAUGCGGGAUCCUCAAUGCGGACGGCUCAUGCGAUGGAGGAGCUGGUGCACGCCAUAACUCAGAUGAAAGACCGCAUUGAGAAACUGGAGUCUGAAAUGGCGGCACCAGCGUUCAACCACACAGACUCAAGCUCACAGAAAUCUGCAGGUGCUCCUCGUACACCAGUGGCAGCUGCACAGAGACGAGUGGAGGAUCUGGAGGGAGAACUGAAGAGGAAGAUUAAACUGCUGGAGGAGGAGAGGAAAGCGCUGCGCAAAGAGACGCAGAAACAUCAGGAUCAUAUUGACUAUGGACUGGACACUGUACACCAGCGGAUCAGCAGCCUGGAGAAAGGUCUCUCUGAGAACAAGUUUCCAGAGGGUUACAGGCUCUCGUUCCCCAUCCGCAGCUCUUCCAUGUAUGCCAUCAUAAAGCAGGAAAUCCCAAUCCUCCACGCUCUGACUGUCUGCAUGUGGCUCAAACCUGCAAAGAGCAUCCUGGGAACUGCGGUUUCCUAUGCUGUUUCUGACCAGAGCCAUGAGUUUGUGCUUCAGCAGCUGGUUCAUGGGCCUAUUGAGCUGAUCAUCAAUAAUGAGGUGGCGCUAUUGCCUCUGAACUUAACAGUGGGCAGAUGGCAGCAUAUGUGUGUGAGCUGGAACCGAAGAGCUGGAGCAUGGCACGCCUACUUAGGGGGGAAACUGAAGCUAGAAGGAAGUGACCUGGCAACCCGUCACAGCAUCCGACGGGGAGGAACUCUCAUUCUUGGCCAAGAACAGAGCUCAAUGGGUGGUCUUCGUUUUGACUCGUCGCGAGCUUUAGUGGGAGAGCUGUCACAGUUCAACAUGUGGGAUCGGCCGAUUUCCCACACAGAGCUCUCUGCUCUCGCCCUCUGCAGCACGGGCAUGCUGGGUAAUGUAGUCCCGUGGACCAGCCGUGAGGUGGAGGUAUUCGGAGGUGUCACCAAGCAGCCGGCUGAGCAUUGCGAGCACAACACCAGUGCCAGACAGUGAAGGACUCCUAAAGGGGGGCAUGUUAAAGGUCAGAGGGUCAAUGACCAGGGUUUAGAGCUGGCAAAGAUCUUUCAGAGAGCGAAAAACAGGCCACCAUCUGACAUGUAUGUUGAUUUCUUUAAGACAACAUUUUUUAAAUAGUGGAGUUUGCUGGACAAGACUUGCUAUCAUUAUUUCAUAAUUCAGCACAUAGCUCGUGCCACACCAUUUGUGCUACAAACAAGAAUGAUACCUCAAGUUUUGUGGCUUGUUGAGGAAAAGCGUGCUGUUAUUGUUAUUGGCACAAGAUCAAAUGGUUGUGAAUAUACUAGACUUAAGAUGCAGGUGCAUUAGAUGGCUAAUAUUCACAGGCAAUAUACAGACAUGUCAAUUUCGGAUAAGCGUACGAGAUUUACUGACAGAUUUAGCAAUGGGUUCGGUUUAGUCAAGCUUGUACACAGUGAAAGCUGUGCGUUUUGAAUGUCCCAGGUACACUUUUGGCAAUUGUGGAUGACUUUUGUCAGCAAAAUUUUAUUAAUUUGACCUUACAUUUACAUAUACACCUAACCACUUCAUGCAUUUUCUCUGACUGAAUAGCUAUCCGAUCUUGAAAAUAUCAGGUGUAAACACUCUCUGAAACCCAUUUGAGCACCCUUUUCAACUGACCAUUGAAAAUGCAUGCUAAAACCGAGGACCAUUACUGUUGAUUAUUGUGCUGUUUCACAUAAUGAUCACACAGUAAGCAGAGUAUGUACAGUAGGUCUUGUCGUUGUUCAGAUAUAUUCAACCACAUGAGCAUUUAAACAACAAUAGCAAUCCAAUCAAAUGGUCAAAAUGGCUUCUACGCAAGUCCAUCAUGUUGUCCCAGCACAAAGUUAAAGGUGCAGUAGGUGAUUGUCUUUAGGAACAUUAGUAACAUUGUAAUGGUUAAAGUAAAGGAUCUAAAUGUAUUUAUAUGUAUUUUUAUAUUCUGGGUAAGGCAUAGGACUAAAAAUCUUCAUCUAAUUAAAUAUUGUCAGGCCGACAAUUCCCAUAAUUCUGAUAAAUAGCCCAAACUGUCCGUCAACAAAUGUAGAUUUGAACAACUGCGCACCUCUGUUCACGCAGAGCCACGAGUGACAGCGCCAAAAACAAACGCUGAAUCAAAACUUUUUAAAAUCCUGAAUAGUUAUUGGAGUUACUUUUGCAUGCUGGAGGAAGGACGACACCAUGGUUGAAGUAUUUCUUUUAGACAGGUAAUGUUAUGUUUUAAAACUAUUUUAGUCACACUAAGCUUAUAUAGAUGUUGUUGUUUUAUGAAAGGGUUAUAUGCACAGAAGUGUUAUUCAGCCACUGAAAUCUUCCAGCGAAAGUGAUGUGACUAUUUUCAGUUUCAUAAGGGACCUUUUACAGCAUUGAUAAUGUAGAUUUUUAUUUAGUUUAACAACAAAACAUCAGUAAAUAGCGCUAUUCUGCCUUUUACUGAGGUGAAGUUGGUUUUAUAUUCACAUUGGUUCAUUUUUGGAUAAUAACAACCUGUGACGUGCUCGCUAUAUUGUUGACCAUGCUACUCUGAAUAUUCGCUCUGAAAUAGCAUGUAAGUGUGGCUUAGUAAUAAGUGUAAUUCCUGCAUGCCGUCGGCCAACCACUAAGCAUACAGUAGUCGCUUUAGGACAAAGCGCGGGAGAGAGUGAGAUAGUGAUGAAAAGUUUUGCUCGCUAACUACAUAACUGAAAACGUGCCAGAUAUAAUACAGUUUUUCGUUCAGAAUUGUAGUAUUAUAAAGCACUUCAAAGUUUUCUAACUGGUGAAUGACAUGAUCUAGUGGGUCUCUGUUAUCUUUAAUGUGCGUGUUCGCAAUUUCAGGAGGCGUGGCUUUGGACGACGGGGAGGGAUUGUAUUUCAAAGAUAUUAUGCUAACCGGUUAGCAUUUAGGCAGAUCACUUACUGCAUCUUUAACUAAAUUGUUUUUACAAAGUUAAGUAGAUUGAACAUAAAACAAUUAAGUUGUGCCAAAAAAAACCCAAGAGUUGUGUUGAUUCAGGUCGUUUUUAUAAGUAGUUUGAGCAAGCAGCAAAAACAAAUUUUCAGAGUGGAUCCCCAACAAAUGCCUAAGAUUGCCCGAAUGUAAAACAAACUCUAAGAAAGCAACCACACUCAAUGGACCAGGCUUUAUUACACCAUACAUCUUGAUUCUUGUUCAAAAUGUAUAUUUAAAGGAUUUUUUUGUAGACACAUUUAUGUGGACAUGUGUAAAUGGGGUAGUUUAAACAAAUCAGAUAGCUAACUAAUCAGUGAAAGUGCAUGAAGAGACAUUAGGACCACAAAAAAGCCAUACAGUAUCUAGGGACCAGAAUCUAAUAUCAUGAUCUGUUUGUCAUCUAGCAAUAUACAAAAGACUAUUCCGACCAAACUUGCCAACACUCCAGUUUAACCCAGGAGUCUUCUGCAUUUCAGACCCAUCUACCACCACCCUCCCGUUUUGUUAUUUCUCCCGGAAAACUCCCGUAAUUCCCCUUUUUGGUACAGCCCAGAUCGCUGACUUUUGUAUAGAUGAAUUACCGGUUUGUAAACAUUCAGAAUGCGCACGCAGCGAGGUUGCAGAAAAAAACGGGAGCGCUAGCAUUUACAGCAAGGGAAUGACAUCCGAUGCGGUACAGAGUUUGUUGUUGUCUUAGAAAUAAGAUAUAUUGAUUACAUAUUAUAUAUUAUUUACAUAAUGCUUUCAGCGUAUUAUAACAGCUUGUCACCCAGUGAUAAGCACAGUUAUUCGCCAAAAUUAACAAUAAAGUAAGCAGCAUUCGUCUGCGAUAGCACCCUCACAAUGGAUAUUGGAUAAGACAAAAUGGCCAAGCAUCCAGCCUGAAAUAUAAUACAACUAUCUUAUUGAAACUCCAAGUGAUUGUACAAGUGAAAAGGUAAAGGCCUACAAGUCUUUGGAUGGCUACAGUUUUGUUCUGUGUGGUCAUGUGCAAGAAAUAAUGUUCCAUGAUUACCAAAUUCAACACUUUGUAGUGCUAAAAAUUGAGGUUCUGCCUAGCCAAAGACAAGGAAAGAAGACGGAACUGUACAAGGUCUGGGUAAUCAUCAGCAAGCAAAACAACUGCAUUCUGACAGCGAACUGCACCUGUAUACUGCAGCGAACUGCGCGUGCAGGGUAUGUAAACUUGGAUUUUUACAUUUCAUUCUAAGCAUUCAGUGUCCACAGUUUAAUUAACCAUAUUUAACUGUUUUUACUGAAAUCAUUGCUGCAAUCAGAAACGAGUAAUGUGUAUGAUUCAGCAUAGCGUGAACUUACCUGAUAUAACAUGAGAACUGCAGAGUCCAGCAUUUUUAAUUAGGUCCAGGUCUGUUAGCCAAAGAUGUCUGCGGUUGGCGUUAAAAGCAGUGUGGUGUACGGUAAAAUUUUUCUAUUGUUGGAGUUUCGAUUUUGCCAUCCUACCGCACAUAGCGACAUGUUUGCUAUUGCUACCGGUCUUUUUUUGCAAGCGGUAUGCAUGGUUGAACCCAUGUGACGUCAUGUGUGACGUAGGUUGGUAAUUCCCCUAUUGCAUUGCAUAGUACAGUUACUUGGCUGUGUUAUUCAGACACCUCACCCCCGACACCUAGACAUCCCCAUCACUCCCGUAACCCCCCACAACUUUAGGAUUACCAGUGCAAGUUUUGUGUCUAACAACAGCACAUUUAAAUGCGUAAUAUUAUUUACUAAUUACACCUUGUCAGACAUCAAAUGCUGUACACUGAUGUUUGCCACUCUGAUGUAGGAUAUCCAGGUUGAGUGUUUGAUGAAAGGAUUUAUUUUUGUCCUCGCAGUUCAAAGCCAAUAUUUGCAUACCUAUUCAGACGUGUUGUUAUUUAUACAUACAGUGGAUUUGAUUCAAAUUAGUUUUGAAAACACGCACACUCUCAAUCAUCUGGAAAUUUUGUUUGCUCUUACUGUGCCAUUUUUUAAAUACUAGGGCUUUUUUAUAUCUUUGAUCUCUUCAAGUUUUUUCUUUAGCUGUUUUUGAAUCACUGUUUCUAUGGUGAUCCUUCCAACAGACUGAAUGCUAUUGGUCAGAUCAGCCCUGCUAGAAAUCUUCUCCAUUUAAAACCCUUUAACAUCAUCAGGAUAGCAAUGAAUUCGAAUGGACGGAAAAGAGAGCAGCUGGAGGCAUUUUGACAGAUGAAUAUUUCAGCAAUAUAUAUGAAACGCUACAUUAACCUUUAAAGCCAUGGUUUUGAAACCCUUUACAAUGUGGCAUCUGCAAUGAACUGUUUUCAGCGUUCCUGUUAAACAUAAUCUGCAAAUAUCUAUACAGACAAACCAAUAUCUUCUCAUGCUGAGAAAUUAGCAUAUAUAGCCUAUAUAGAUUUAUACCAAUCUAAAAAAACACAUUAUAUUUGUAAAAUAAGCAACAAACAUUCCAUAUGAUGAAUGUAUAAUAUUUACACCAUUAUUAUAUGUAACUUCCACGAUGUUGUCUGUUGCUCUUCAUAACAGUGACUGAAUAAUCUUGGUGAUAAAAAGCUCAUGUAAAUUACAGCACACAUAUGAUAUGCUUUAAUGUGGAAUAUGUUCAGUGUUUAUAUGUAACAUGCAGCAGGCUGGAAAAUGCCUGCUUUGUGGCCUUGUCAAACACAAGAAUGCUGUUUCAAUUGCGCAAUCACUUAUAUACAGUACAGAUGGACUUAACCGAGAUGAUGGUAACAUGUACAGUAUGCGUGUAUGUUUUAUAGGCAUGUAUUUUGAGAUUUCAUAGCCAUAUGAAUGAACAGCAAAAACUGGUUGGGAAAUGUGUAUCUGAAAAUGUUUUAACUCUAAAUAUAUUUCUUUCUGCUGCAUAGCGUACUUGCUGUUGUUAGUGCAAUGCCUGUUUGUUUGCAUUUCAGUGGUCAAUUUGUGACGUUUCGUUAUUUUAAUAUACAUGAACAUGCUUUAAACUGCAUUCAAAAAAGAGUGGUUUACAAAUGAUUGUAGAUACAUGUAUUUUUUUUUAUAUAUAUAAUUGUUUUUAAAUUAAGAUAUAUAUCUUGAAAGUCGGAUGUUAAGCUCUCUCUUAUUGCUUGAAGAUUUUUCUACACUAUUUGAGGAUUUACACAUUUGCUCAUUUCUUCUAUCUUGUAAUGUUCUUUUCUUGCAUUCUGUCUGUGUCUUUGUUUGUGCUGAAAUCAAAUGUGUCCUAAUCUAAGAUGUCCACAAGAAUUAAAAU
This is a messenger RNA of Danio aesculapii, 8429 nucleotides long. RefSeq names its product chromobox homolog 6b (gene cbx6b). The record is from RefSeq and is a predicted model, not a curated record. Lineage: Eukaryota; Metazoa; Chordata; Actinopteri; Cypriniformes; Danionidae. Bases 97 to 3279 code for a protein of 1060 amino acids. The transcript has 10 exons.